Messenger RNA from Ceratitis capitata (Mediterranean fruit fly), 619 nucleotides. Its product is annotated as NADH dehydrogenase [ubiquinone] 1 beta subcomplex subunit 2, mitochondrial-like. The record is from RefSeq and is a predicted model, not a curated record. The transcript is spliced from 4 exons. NCBI's taxonomy places the organism in Eukaryota, Metazoa, Arthropoda, Insecta, Diptera, Tephritidae. Gene Ontology annotation, cellular component: mitochondrial inner membrane. Bases 59 to 361 code for a protein of 100 amino acids.
UUAUUUCUUUAGUUUAUCAUUACUACAUAUUGCUUAACGUUGUCAAAAAAGUUUCACAAUGAUUUCUUCGGUUUUGUCUGUGUACAAGGCUACUAGAAGACUUCAACUUUUAUCUGGAAGCUGCAAUGUCAACCGUAUUAAAGAUAUUAGGAAGAGUCAUGUAGUUUCAUACAGAACCGUCCCACAGAAGCAAUCCAAAAUUACUACGGUAGGAGCCGAAAUUGUUGGAGCUGCAAUGUGGUGGUGGAUAUUGUGGCAUCUGUGGCAUGAGUCCGGUCAUAUUACUGGAGAGUUUGACUAUCCUGAUACUUCUGCAUGGACUAAUUCUGAGCUGGGCAUACCAUCAACAAGAGAUCAGUAAGGGACAACUUUCCUUCUUCAACAUUUAGUGUGCAAAAAAAUUAAAAGUGUGGAAAGCCGAAUAAAAAUAAAUUGAAUUAUUUUAAAUAGCAUUUUUUAAUCUCUUUAUGGAUAGUAAGUUUGUUUCUUAAUAUUUAACGGAAUUAACUCUUACAAAUUCUUAAUGACUAGCGUUCGGUGUGGCGGUUGACAUUUCCCACCGAGCGGAGCUAUUAUUAUGUUACAUCCAAAGUUAAAUAGUAAACUAUCUUACAGUUAA